This is a messenger RNA of Didymodactylos carnosus, 624 nucleotides long. Lineage: Eukaryota; Metazoa; Rotifera; Eurotatoria; Philodinida; Philodinidae. The record is from the annotation of a GenBank genome assembly.
AUGAGGAUAUCUAGGGGCGGAAAGGGUUGCGAUUCACCUCGUAGGCUCUAUGUUUAUUCCUCAAAAAACCUGACCCGUGGUUCUCUGGUGAAUAUAACAAUAACCGGUGAUCCACGUGAAGUUAAAUUCAUUCAAAAUUCAACAAUAAUGAUCGUAGCAACUGAAUAUACACAAGUUCUUUCAUUUUAUCGUGUUUAUGCACCGGGUUCGAAUUAUUCAUUCAUGUAUUCCGUGCCAACACCAAAAACCUCUCCAUAUAGCCUGUAUAAAGUCAAUGAUACAUUCCUGUAUCUGGUGCAUUAUUAUAAUUCAACACCGAUUUAUAAAAUGAUUCUGUCAGGGAACAGCAGUAACUGGACAUUUGUUCCGCUAUCAAACACGGCCACACCUCUAAAAACCCCAGCGCAAAUGGGCAUUGACUUCUUUGGACGAAUCUGGUUCGCUAUCUAUGGCUUGGGCGUGAAAAUCUAUGAUCCGACGGGAUCGAUACUUCUUACUACAUGGCCGGUGUCGGCUGGACUCGACGGGAUUCUAAUGCUGGAUAAUUAUGAAUUAUAUCUGGCUGACUACGACAAUAAUCAAUUGCUGCAUUUCACACCUAAUUUACAAUGUUCACUACCAUAA